This is a messenger RNA of Daucus carota subsp. sativus, 727 nucleotides long. RefSeq lists its product as uncharacterized. Bases 125 to 553 code for a protein of 142 amino acids. The record is from RefSeq and is a predicted model, not a curated record. NCBI's taxonomy places the organism in Eukaryota, Viridiplantae, Streptophyta, Magnoliopsida, Apiales, Apiaceae. The transcript is spliced from 2 exons.
CCAGAAUAUUCACUACUCUUUUUCAUUACAGAACAUAAGACAAUGUGGUCCUCUGCACUCUGAUUCUGAUACUACAAUUCUUAUCAUUUUCAGUUUGCUAGAUUUCAAAGAAACUGAAUCUGUAAUGACGAUGUUGCUUACUAGGCAAAAGAAGAAGAAACAGGUUGCUGUAGGCAAGGAAAAUCGCAUUCUGAUCAGCGUGACAGUCGUUGGAAGCCCCGGUCCCAUUCGUUUGGUUGUUAAUCAGGAGGAGCUUGUAGCUUCUGUUAUUCAUUCCAUUCUCAAGUCUUAUGCCCGUUCAGGUCGCUUCCCGGUUUUAGGCACCAAUCUAAAUAAGUUUUUUCUCUAUUGCCCUGCUGUCGGAGCUGAAGGUUUGAGUCCGUGGGGGACAAUAGGAUCGUAUGGGGUUCGGGAUUUUGUUCUGUGCAAAAAGCCAGAGGUGGAGAAGCCAAUUGGCGAUGAGAAAGCGGUUAAGGCUGUGCAGUUAGCUAGCAAGGGCCGUGGCAGUUGGAAGGCUUGGUUUAACAAAUCAUGGAAGAUACCUUCGCACUAGAUUGUCCAAGUUGCCUAAACGCAAGACUGAUGAACAAAAACUGUAAUGAUGGGAAUAUCAAGUCCAGUUUCAAAAAAUCGAGAGAUGUUACAAAAUAGAUUAUUCCAAGUAUUGUUAAUGUAUAAAAUUGAGUGUGAGAUUCAGAAAAUGAAAACUGCAACUUGAAUGAGAAAA